Messenger RNA from Rasamsonia emersonii CBS 393.64, 768 nucleotides. RefSeq lists its product as uncharacterized. Bases 1 to 768 code for a protein of 255 amino acids. Lineage: Eukaryota; Fungi; Ascomycota; Eurotiomycetes; Eurotiales; Trichocomaceae. The record is from RefSeq and is a predicted model, not a curated record. The transcript has 2 exons.
AUGGACCUUGUUGGGCGCCUAGAGUACAUCGGUCUGAACACGGAGGCCAUUACCCACAUAACCUGUAUCUACGACCCUGAGCUAGAUCCUCGUGCAGACUUAUGGGAAUACAUCGAGGCGUGGGUCCGAUCACGACGAAGCGAUAAAUAUGUGGCCGAGGAUGGAUACCAGCAGGAACUCAUCCGAUGUGGUCUCUCCGAUGGGUUAGCCGCGAAGCAUAUGGAUGCUGAAAUUGCUAUCUUCAGAUCCAUGGGGGAGCCCUCAGACGGUGAGAACGAAGAUGGUCCUGAAGAGAAAUCGUCUUCAAAGUCAGCAAGUCGUCCAGAUAAAGGCAAAAGAAGAGCAGAUGUCACUGAAGAGGGCCCAGAAGGAGCCAUGAAUCUUCGACAACCUGGAAGCGACGAAGUUAUCUGGCUGAAGGGAUCAAUCAAAUCGCAGCUUUUCGGCGGAUACUCCGCCACCACACUCCGCAUGAACCCUCGAAGUAUUCUGUCGCUACCGCCAACAGAUUUUGGAGGACUGCUUAGUUGCCUCUGUUUUACAGACUCCGUCGACGCGGCAAAACAGUAUGCUAGCUGGGCCACCCGCAGGGCCGCCCCUGGCCCUGGUUCAAAGGCGAUGAUCCUGUAUCUCUAUGUCCCAAAGCAAUGGCUACGGGCUCUACAAGAGCAGAAUCAGAUCCGUUAUUUGACAACGGAUGAGUUCCAGCACCUUGUCUGGUGGAGCUACCGGGAUUCCCAGGCUGGAGCUGCACCUAAUACUAUCUAA